AUGCUGUUCACGGCUGCUGAUGAAGACGAUUCGGGAGAGCUGAGCUUUGAGGAGGUCAAGGAGCUGCUGCCAACGCUCGACGUGGACGCCAAGACUGAUGAAGAGGUGCGGCGAGUGAUGAACGCGCUGGACAAGGACGCGUCCGGAACCAUCUCCUUUGAGGAGUUCGUCAACCUGCUCUUCUGCCUUAUCUACGGCAUUGCCCUCGAGUGA
Molecule: messenger RNA, 213 nt
Organism: Acanthamoeba castellanii str. Neff
Lineage: Eukaryota; Discosea; Longamoebia; Acanthamoebidae
Product: EF hand domain containing protein
Exons: 3
Coding region: 1-213 (70 amino acids)
Molecular function (GO): calcium ion binding
Source: RefSeq, a predicted model, not a curated record